AAAAUUAAGAGAAACAAACAGAAAGAUACACUUUUACUAAGAUUUGUUACCAUUUUAUUUUAAAACUCUACAUUGUUUUAUUUAGGUGUUUUAUUGUGAAAGGUGACCCGGAUGUUAUAAAUCGUAUCCCGGUUUGAUGAACUUCCGUUACUCUGUUAGCAUUUCGCUGUUGCACAAGGACUUUGCAGCUUUCAGUGACUUUAAAGGACAAACAGACACGAAACGACUAAAUACAUUUCUACAAGUUGUAACCGGAAGUUAACUACGUCAUUUCCGGUUGCGGUUCCGUAUGACGUAACUUGUUUUGGGGUUUAAAAACGCAGCAGAUGAUCAGCAGAGUCUUCAGCGCAUCAGCUGCAGUGCGAUGGCGAGCGGCUCAGACCAGACUCUCCUGCAGCGCUCCAACAGGUGAGGAAAAGCCCCGCCCCUCCAUGCUGCGACACCUGACCUCCAAAAUAAAAGCCACAGGUCCGAUCACGGUGGCGGAGUACAUGAGAGAGGCGCUCACCAACCCGGUGACGGGUUAUUAUGUGAGGAACGACAUGCUGGGACCCGACGGAGAUUUCAUCACAUCGCCAGAAAUCAGCCAGAUCUUUGGAGAGCUGCUCGGCGUCUGGACCCUCAGCGAGUGGAUGGCAGCCGGUCGCCCCAAACGGCUGCAGCUGGUGGAGCUCGGACCCGGAAAAGGAUCUUUAGCCGGGGACGUCCUCAGAGUGUUCAGUCAGUUGCGGUCCGUGGUGGGCGGAGCCUCGGUGUCGCUUCACCUGGUCGAGGUGAGUCCGGUGCUGAGUCGUCUUCAGGCCCAGAAUCUGACCGGCAGCCGCAACCGGGAGGCGGACGGCGAGGACCAGCUGGUGUACCGCCGCGGGGAAACCGCCGCCGGGGUCCCGGUGUCCUGGUACCGCCGCCUGGAGGACGUCCCCUCAGGUCUGGAUCAGCUACGCCAAGUACGAGCUGUCCAUCAACAGCUCCGAGCGGCUGCAGAAGUGCCGGCAGAUCUUGGAGGAGGCCAACAAGGGCAUGAGGAACUGCGAGGAGAAGGAGGAGCGGCUGAUGCUGCUGGAGUCCUGGAGGGACUUUGAGAGGGAGUUCGGGUCCGAGAGCUCGAUGGAGAGGGUGAGGAAGCUGCUGCCGGACAAGGUGAAGAAGAGGAGGAAGCUGACGGCCGAGGACGGGUCGGACGCCGGCUGGGAGGAGUACUACGACUACAUCUUCCCAGAGGACGCCGCCAACCAGCCCAACCUCAAGCUGCUGGCCAUGGCCAAGAUGUGGAAGAGGCAGCAGAUGGUGGACGAGGACGGCGACGAGGACGGAGGAAACGAGGACAGAGGAGACGAGGACGGAGGAAACGAGGGCGAAGAAAACGGCGACGGGGGCGAGAAAAGUCCCGAGGAGGCCGAAGAGACGGACGAACCCGCCGCCGCUCCUGAGAACCGGCCGGAGAGAAACGCCGAGGAAACGGAGACGACGGGCGCCGAUCGGGACGACGAAGGCAGCAGCAGUGACAGUGAUGAUGGAGGGAAGAAAAAGGAGGAGGAGAAGGAGAGCAAGAGUGGAGAGGAAGAUAAAGAGUAGCUCUCCGCUCUGGAUCCAUUUUUCUACCCAUCUGUUCCUGUUUUCUUUUCUUUUUUACAAAAAGCAGCCGAUGAGUGUUUAUUGUACGACGUGUUUUCUGCAUUAUACAAACAUCAAUUUUUCAUAAUAAAACGUGAGAAUGUACAGGAAAUGAAACCGUGAUUGAUCCUCUUUGGGACCAACAGCUGGUCUGUCACAGCGUGACUAUGUACAACGUGAAUAGCCCGUGAUAUUAAAUAUGAUAAUAACGUUAUGAGGGUGCAGGGAGCCACGGCGACCGCUACUCGAUGUCCUCCGGUCUGACGGGGUGCGGCAGCGGGACGAUGGACUUCUUCUCCGUGUCUCUGGACAAAGCUUUCCUCAUGUCUGCAACCAGGAGACAACAAGGUCAGGGUUCCUUCUGGAGCAACAGCGCCCCCUUAUGGUGAAACAAGAGGCUUUAUAUUUACACUUAUGGGUCAGUUCAUCUAAAUACAUUUGAUUUAGUUUUCUUUCAUUUGUCCAUGUUUUGAGAUAUUUCUUCUGAAACUUUAAAUUCAAAGCUUUGAAAAUAAAAACGGGUCCUUUUGCAGAAGGAUUUAUUUAAUGUA
This is a messenger RNA of Cyclopterus lumpus (lumpfish), 2165 nucleotides long. Its product is annotated as protein arginine methyltransferase NDUFAF7, mitochondrial-like. NCBI's taxonomy places the organism in Eukaryota, Metazoa, Chordata, Actinopteri, Perciformes, Cyclopteridae. Gene Ontology annotation, molecular function: protein-arginine omega-N symmetric methyltransferase activity. The transcript is spliced from 7 exons. The record is from RefSeq and is a predicted model, not a curated record. Bases 327 to 1082 code for a protein of 251 amino acids. Gene Ontology annotation, cellular component: mitochondrion. Gene Ontology annotation, biological process: mitochondrial respiratory chain complex I assembly.